Molecule: messenger RNA, 6340 nt
Organism: Orbicella faveolata
Lineage: Eukaryota; Metazoa; Cnidaria; Anthozoa; Scleractinia; Merulinidae
Biological process (GO): microtubule-based movement
Molecular function (GO): ATP binding; microtubule motor activity; microtubule binding
Source: RefSeq, a predicted model, not a curated record
GCAGUAAACAUGGACGCAGUUCUAUAGCAACUCAGAGCCUAACAUUUUCCUUCAUUAUCUUGACAAUAGCAUUGACCAUAACCUCUAGAACUCAAAAUGGCUGAUUAUAUUUUAUAAUUUUUUGAUGGGAUUCAAAUAUUGGUCGAAUUAAGGAUUUUGUUUCGUUGCCUCGCGCGAACCUGGAAUUUCGAUGGAAUUGCAUUGACCCAUGAUUCGUAUUUUGUGAUUUCCAACGGAUUGUGGUUCGUAUUUCACCAAGUGUUUAUUUAUCUUGGAGUUAUUGGAAUUCAACAGUGGAUGAAGCAAGAGAACUGAGGCCUCCCUUCUCACAAAGACGACAAAAUGAUGGCAACACGAAAUCCGAAGGUCGGUCCUAAGCGAAAACCUUCGAAGCCGCAAGCAAGGGCCUCCACGUUAUCCAAGGAACAAGCAUGGACAGACACAGAUGACACAGAGGGAACUAAGGAAUCUGGAGAGUCUUCAGAUCAAACCAAAGACACAACUCCAGGAGAACUACAGAAAGGAAGCUUGAUAUCUGUCAGGGAAGCAGAUGAAGCUAACAAGGGCGAUGAGGCCAAUGAUGAAAUUAAUCAGUCAGAAAUGAAUGGUGUUCAUGAGGCGCCACAGACAACUGACACAGAGGUUCCUCAAACAACGGACACUGAAGGAGUAAAUGGAACUGAGACAGAUUCUCUUGGAAGUAUGGAAAGCGGUGCAAGACGGAGAGUUAAAAGAAACGCAGUUGUACCUACAGAUGGUGAAGACAGUGGUCGGCAAACCCCUGAUGUUGAAUCUAGAAAAGAUGCAUGGAGUAUUGCUGAAACUGAUGCUGAUGUUGAAUCCAAUGCUGCUUCAAGCCGACCAAGCUCAGCUCACCACAGGGCAAGACAGCGUCCUGCUACUGCAGUGGCAAGACAACCAAUCCCUGUUGCAUCUGUAGAGAGACCAAUGACAGCACCACCCAUUGAUUACCGUUCUCCAGCAAGACCUGGGACAAGUGGAAGCUCACGACCUAAAUCAACAGGUUCCCGCCCAAGAUCAAGAGCUGAAGAAGGACUAAAUCGCCCUGCAUCCUCAACUUCAGGAGCAUUGGCAAUAACUGAUGGGGGAAUUAUGGCCUGGGAAGAACCAUCGCCAGAUUCUAGUGAAGGGAUUAGAGAUAGAGAAAGCUCCUCAAGUCGAAGCAGUGAUCUUCUAGCACCUCCUCAGUUACAAGGAGAACAGAAUGCUUAUAUUCCUUACAUCUAUGCAAAAGACUGUAUUCAAAGGGUAAUGGAUGAUAUGAAGAAGAUGAAAAGCAGUCAUGUGAAGGUUGUUGAUCAGAUUCAAGAUCAAUACAAAUCACUUGAGGAUGAUAUCCAGGCUAAAUUCAACACUUUUGUUCUUAACUUGCGCAAUGAAUACUCCAACAAAGUCACCACUUUCCGACAAGUUAUAACCAUUCAUCGCGAGGAUUCAUUCCGUACUAACACUUAUUGGCAAGACACAGUGAAGAGCCUCCAAAACAAGAACCAGGUUCUGCUAAAUGAAAAGCGACAACUUCUUAUUAAAAACAGGGAAGAAUUUGCCAAGCUUGAACAAGACAAGGUAACAGCCAUGAGAGAUUUAACCAGGAUGCUGGAUGAACGACAUGCUAAAUACACCUUGUUGUUGGCAGAUUUUAAAGGUGAACAAGAAAAAGUGAGAGAACUUGAGGAAAAGUUGAAAGCUUUAGAGAAACAAGGUUUGAAACAACAGGAACAGAAUCAAACUUCCCAUGAAGAAGAAAUCCGAGCGUUAAAAGCAAAACAUGAAGAGGAAGUUAAUGAGUUAAAACAAAAGUUAGAACUUGUUGAAAAAGAAAAACAGGAGAAAGAUGAAGUACAUCAGAAGGAGUUAAAAGAAAAAGAAGAAGAGGAAACAAAGAAAAUAAAUGAGUUAACAGAGAAACACACAAGUGAAGUAAAUACACUGAAGGCUGAAAUUCAGAAACUUCAAGAAGAGAUUGAUGCUCUAAAGGCAGGUGGAGCAACAGUUGGAACAACUACUGUGAUAACAACAACGGCAGUAACAUCAGAAGCUGCUGAACCACAGACAACACUAAUACCAAAAGAAGAGAGACAAGAAGAGGUGAAAGAACAACCAGAAGUAGUGGUUACAGAGCAAGUUGCUCCAGUAGCUGCUACUGCUGGUGCUGCUACUGUCACAGUGUUGGACAAUGCUGAAAAGGAGCGGCUUACUCAAGAGAUUGCAAAACUUCAAGAAGAGAUAGAAAAGAACAAAACAGAAGCAGCCAAGAAUAAAGAGGAACUUGAGAAAGAAAAAGAAAGGAUCUUGAAUCUGGAAGAGGAAGUCAGCCAUCUUGGCAAGGAAAAAACAAGAUUUGAAAAACAAGCAACAGACAAUAAACAGGAGCUUCGUGAAACCAGACAGCAAUGCACAGCUCUGCGAGAGCAGCUUCAGGGCUUGCUGGCUGCCACAGCAGCAGCAGGGCAGGUGGACGAUAAAGAAACUGAGGACAAGCUGAAAGCUGCUGAGGAUGAGAAGCAGGCUUUAGUGGAUGAACAAAACAAGAUGAAAGAAGAGUUUGAGAAGUGGAAAGAGCAAUAUCGACAAGAUCACGAAGGGGAGGAACCAACUGAAGACGACAGGAGUGAGGAAGUCCAAGCCAUGAUGGAGAAACUAAAGCAGGAGGAAGAGAAACUUAAAAAAGCUGAAAAUACAAUUGCCGUUAUGACAAUGCUGAAGGAAGGCACUGUUCCUGAAACUGUUUCCACUGCAGGCAUUGCUGAUAGCAGUAGUAGGGUCGAAGAACUUGAAGAGAGAAUCAGCCAGCUUGAGGCAGCUAGAGAUGAACUGGAAGUAUCAGUUGAGAAGUUAACAAAAGAAAAAGAAGCUCUGGAAGAGAAGGUCUCUGAACAUGAGGAAAAAAACAAGGGGCUGACAGAGAAGAAUGCAGAGCUAGAAGAGAAGGUUAAAGACCUGGAGAAGGAGGUUGAGGAGCUGAGAAAUGAGUUGGAUGAGAUUGGAGAUGGGGUUCCUGUGGUGUCUUCUUUUUCUAGUGAUGGACAAGAUGUAGAGGGAAUGUCAAGCAAGCUUGCUGAAUUAGAAGAAGAAUUGGCAAAAGCAACUAGUGACUUAGAGCAAGAAAAGGCUACAACAUCAGCUCAAAUAGAAGAGAUUGAGGCACUCAAGAAGGAGCUGGCAAGUUUAAAAGAAGGGUCUUCUGGUGAAGUGGAUGAAUUAAGAGUACAGCUAGCAUCCACAAAGGAAAUUUUAGAAGCUGACAUGAAACAAAAAGAAGAAGCUCUUGCAGAGGCAAAGAAGAGAAUUGAAGAACUAGAGAGGAAGCUCUUAGAAAAUGUUCCCAUUGACACAGCCAAAGAAAUUGGUGCUUAUCAGGAGAAAAUGGCUGUUCUUGAAAAGGACAAAGAAAAAGCUGUGAAGGAAAGUGUGACACUCAAGGCAUCAGUGACAACCCUAACAGCUAAAGUGGAAACAUUGAACAAGAAUAUUGCACAACAGAAAGAGACAGAAAAGCAGUUGCAGGAUGCAAACAAAAAGAUACGUGCUGACAGGGUAAAAGAACUGAAGGAUGCCAAAGACCAGGCUGAAGCAAAAUCCAAGAAACAAAUAGACGAAAACAACAAGAAAAUACAAGCUCUUCAGAAGAGGAUUAAAGAACUUGAAGCAGGUGGAACAAAACCUCAAGAUUCAAAGAUUGAUACUGGUUUAGGUGCCAAAAGAAAGGACUCAAGAGCAGCUGCUGACUUAGAAAAAGUAAGCAAAGAAAAGGAGAAACUACAGGCACAAGUUGAAGCAUUGAAGAAGGCUGCACAUGAGGAUCACAGUAAAAUCAAACAGCUUGAAAAAGAUGUUAAGGAAGCUCAGUCAAAGGCCAAGCCAGCUGGUCCUUCUGCUGAAGAGAGAGCUGCUGCCAAGAAGCAGGACAAGCAACUUAAAGACUUGCAGAAAAACCUGGACACGGAGAAAAGGAAGUUUGAGAAAGUUAAAGAAACUCUAACUAAAACUGAAGAAGAGUUGAAAGAUCUCAAGAAGGAACACGAUGCUCUUGUAGCAGAUAGCAGAAAAGACAAGGAUACUCUCUCUAAAUUGGAAGUGGCUGCUCAGGAAGGCCUUGCUGCUCAAGAGAAGGUGGAUGAUCUGACCAAAGAAGUGAAGGCUCUUAGAGAAGAGAACAAAAGUCUUUCAGAUAAUUACAACAGUGAAAGAAUUUUGCGUAAGAAGUAUUACAACAUGGUAGAAGAUAUGAAAGGCAAGAUCAGGGUGUACUGCAGGGCCAGGCCUCUAAGUGGAUCAGAGAAAGAAAGGGGUAAUUAUUCAGUGAUCAAGUCUCCAGAUGAGUACACUGUUGUGGUGGAAACACCUCGUGGUCCAAAGGACUUUCAAUAUGAUCAAGUGUUCACUCCUGAUCAUGGGCAGGAGAAAGUCUUUGAGGACACCAAUAAUCUUAUCCAAUCAGCUGUGGAUGGUUACAAUGUGUGCAUCUUUGCUUAUGGGCAAACAGGCUCUGGCAAAACUUACACGAUGAUUGGAGACAAGGAACUGAAAUCGCCCGGCAUUGCUCCACGCGCUAUGACAGCCAUCUUUAGUUUGAUGGAUGAACAAAAGUCCAAAUUCUCCUUUAGAGUUCACUGUUACAUGUUGGAGUUGUAUAAUGACAGACUUAUUGAUUUAUUGGCUCCACAUGGAAAAGAUCCUGCGAAACUUGACAUCAAAAAAGACAAAAAGGGUUUCGUGUUCGUCCAGGGAUCUGUAAUGAUGGAGGCAGCGACCAAGGAUGAACUUUGGGAAAUAUUUGAAAAGGGCUCGGAAAACAGACACGUUGCCUCGACGAAAAUGAAUGCCGAGAGCUCGCGGUCUCAUCUUAUUCUUGGAAUUGUUAUCGAAAGUACCAAUUUAACUUCUGGUGCCGUAGUGAAAGGCAAGAUAAGUUUGGUCGAUUUGGCAGGCUCUGAACGUGCUGCUAAAACUGGUGCAACCGCUGAACAACUUAAGGAAGCCCAAUCCAUCAAUAAGAGUUUGAGUGCCUUGGGAGACGUGAUCUCGGCUCUGUCUAGCGAACAGCAGUUCAUUCCGUACAGGAAUAACAAGUUAACUAUGCUUAUGCAGGACUCGCUUGGUGGUAACGCAAAAACUCUUAUGUUUGUGAACAUUUCACCAGCGGACUAUAACACAGAUGAAACCGUGACGUCGCUUACGUACGCGUCUCGAGUGAAACUCAUCACUAACGAUGCUCAGAAGAACUCGGAAAACAAAGAAAUCAACAGAUUAAAGGCGAUUAUCGCCAAGCUGAAGAAAGGAGAAUCAGUGGAUGAUGCUGAUAUUGAAGAAUAAUCUUGCCGGGACUGAGGUGCGGACUCACUUUCCUUGGGAAUUUCAGAACUGCUGAAGACUAUCCGGAGUGCAAUAGUUCUGCCUCCAAGUGGCAUGAAAUUAAGCGCUGAUUCUGUGUUAGAUAUUUUCUUGGCAGGAUUUUUUAAUCGUAGAGACUGUAAAUAGUUUUUGUACAAAACGUAGAACGUUUCCAAAGAUGCGCUAUUUUUUUUACGAACUGUAUAAAGAGUUUCAUACUAUUUAAUAUUUAUUUUUUGGCGUUUAUCAAGCUGACGUUAUCUAUCCAACGUCUUAACAUAAGAAUUGCUGGAAACUUUAAAGAUGUCUGAAAUUAGACUUCUCAAAUCGUGGAGGAAAAGUAAUACUGAGUUCACAUGCCAACUGGAAUUAACUCUAGUUUUUUCGAUGCGACUCUUCAGCGACUGAAAUAGUCAACUUUUAUAUACCAAAAGCACAGUACUCUUGAUAAUUUCUCAGCAUUGCGCAAGUUCUAGGGUUGCUAGUGUCACGCGAUGGAACUUCAGUCGAAUUUUGCAUCAAGACUGCUGCCAUCAGUUCACCUUAAUUCUACGUCUUUCUUAGCUAAAGCUGUUAACUGGAUCACCCGAUAAUUGUAGUUUCAGAAUGUAGUUCCAGAUCAAAAUCACUUGCCUAAGAGAAUCCUCUUUUUCCCUUAUCGCGUAAUUGCGUGACCAUCCUAAGACAGAUUCGCGCAUGAAAGACUGUUUCGUAGGUUUCUGAGUCGUGUAUUACUAGACUCUUAUUAAUGUACUAAAACUGACUAAACCAUGACUUCAAAUAGUAUUUAAACGUGAUCAAAGUGAUCACGGUUCCCUUAUCACCCUCAUAGUUCAAAUACUGAUAAGUACACACCUUACUAAUUAAAGGUUAGAAUUUACCGGCAUGUUAAGUGAUUAAAGCAUGUCGGAAAUAUUUAUUAAUGCGAAAGGUAUGUAACUCACACGUACGCUAACAUGCCAAUAAAUCUGAUAUUUUGAUUAGC